Talaromyces rugulosus is the source of this 6054-nucleotide messenger RNA. RefSeq lists its product as uncharacterized. Gene Ontology annotation, molecular function: phosphatase activity; protein binding. Gene Ontology annotation, cellular component: GID complex. The coding region runs from base 1 to 6054 and encodes 2017 amino acids. The record is from RefSeq and is a predicted model, not a curated record. NCBI's taxonomy places the organism in Eukaryota, Fungi, Ascomycota, Eurotiomycetes, Eurotiales, Trichocomaceae. The transcript has 13 exons. Gene Ontology annotation, biological process: phosphatidylinositol dephosphorylation; proteasome-mediated ubiquitin-dependent protein catabolic process.
AUGGACGAUAAAAGAAGGAGGGGGGUUGAGGACGCCGAUGACGAGCCUCAGAGGCCAGUCUCGUCCCUACUUUCCCAUUUCGAGCAUCUUUCCUACUCCAAAAAAGAUUCCUCCGCCGGAAACGGAACGCAUCGUGAGAAUGCGACCCGGCAAAGAACGCAAGACGCAGAUGAUGCACAGCCAACUGUUCGCGCGUCCAUGGACGUGCCUCGUCGCUCGCCCUGGCUGUCUCAGGACAGCCCUCGAAACGGCCUUUCUAGAAAUGUCACCGGUGGAGGAUGGAAUAAUAAUGUCCGACACGGACAACGGUCACCUGGUCCGCUAAAGCACGCCCGGCCGAUGUCGAUGAGCGUCCAAUCUUCGCCGCAGCCAACGUCGACGUCGACGUCGACAUCGACACCGACACCAGCGCUGACUAUAGAGUCUCCUCAGUCUCCUCCUCGGGCCCCGGAGGUGAGCUAUGCUGGUGGGAAUUGGCACUCUCUUGCGCCCGAGAACCCGGAUUUGUCUCCCAAAUCAGCAUCAUGGCAAAGCCCCCCGCAUGUGUUACGAGCCACAAGCCCAGGUUCUCCCUUUGGAGGCUCCGUGGGUGUUCCGCAAUUGUCACGAGACCCUUCUCCCAUUGGAAAACAGAAGAGCACAUCGGUUCCUCCUCCUGUCAACAGAGCCGACAAACCAAAGGUGCCUGUCAAACCCGCAAAUAUCUCCUCCUCCCACCUUCACCGCGGCAUAGGUAGCCUGGUUCCUGCUUCAGCCAAAGAUUCAAAGGACCCUCGCAUCUCGCCAUUUAGUACACCUCCCAGCAGCCCGGAGAAAAAGCCGGCCAAGGAGAGCACGCGAUCUAACAAAUCACCUCACCCCAUUCUGUCUGCUCGUACGACACCCGAGCCUCUUUCCUUGCCGCCUCCUAUUGACAGAUAUCCUCGGACGCCGACGCCAACAUCACGCUCCUUGGUGGUUACCACGGAGCAUGGUUCCACGAAGCCGAAGCGACCUCCCGAGCCCCCAGGCCACCUCAGGUCAAUCAGUCAUUUCACCUCAACGAUACGUGAUGCUCGUGAUCUUGGAUUUACUAGACACAGUAUAUCCCAGGACACUGACGACCCGGAAAGAAGACCUUCGUUGCCACCUCGCGAUGGUCUGCGGGGUAGGUCGGUGCGAGAUAUCCCAGCGACUGGGUCCAGACACACUGAACUUCCCCCACGAGCAUCACUUGAUUUACCUGUGAGGAGAACGCCAACGGCAACGGCCUCUUCACAACGCCUUCCGAGGAUUGAUACAAACCAACAGUUUGCCCCUCCGCCCCGUAGACAGACUGCCGCCAUCGGUGGCAAGUCCCCGAUGGAAACACCGCAAAGUUCCAAGAGCCGCCAGUUUUCCUUGCCCGAAACGCGACAAGCUCCCUCAAUGGCGAAACAGUCACCGAGAAAUGACGACUCUGAAGAGGAGGGAUACCUGGAAGACGCUCCAGUGCCCAGGACUGAUUUUCCGGACUCCUCUCAGGUCAAUCGGCGCCCCCCGGUCUUCAAAGAUGGGCCACUUUCCAUAUCGACCAAAUACGAUACACGCGAGUUUGACGUAUGCGGAAAAAAUGUCUGCACGACUGGUUAUUUGACCCGUGUAUGGGACCUGACCACCGGGGAACAAAAAUUGAAUAUCAGUCAUGGGGAGACUGUCAAAGCCCUUUCGGUGGCAUUCAAGCCGGGUACAGGGCUUGGGGAUGAGGGGACCCGGGUGUGGGUUGGGACAAACCAUGGGGAGUUGCAUGAAAUCGACAUCGCCUCGCAGUCAAUCGUGGCCUCUAGAUCAUACCCAUCCAGACGCGAGAUCAUCAAAGUAUACCGACACAAGAAGGAAAUGUGGACCUUGGAUGAUGAAGGAAGGCUACUAGUAUGGCCACCAGAUGAGACGGGCACGCCGAAUCUCAAGUACAGCUACGAUCAGCCGCCAGACCGUGUUGCUAGGGGACAUACGUUUUCCAUGGUUGUUGGUGAUACCCUCUGGCUUGCCACUGGUAAAGACGUGCGGAUUUACCGACCAAAUGCUCACGAUGACUCGUUCCACGUCCUAAAGAAGCCGCUGGGAGCAAACCACACUGGUGAAGUGACCUCGGGGGUGCAUGUCACCAAGGACGGCGGACGGGUAUACUUGGGCCAUGCGGAUGGAAAAGUCACCGUGUAUUCGUUGGAGGACUAUUCGUGUCUGAAUUGUGUCAAUGUGAGCGCCUACAAAAUUAACUCGUUGGCGGUGGUGGGGGACUAUCUGUGGGCUGCGUACAAGACCGGAAUGGUUUAUGUCUAUGACGUUUCCACCUCUCCCUGGACAGUCAAGAAGGAUUGGCGUGCUCAUGAAAGCCCCGUAUGUGGUCUUGUACUUGACCCAAGCGGGCUGUGGACGAUAAAUCGGUUGCAAGUAAUCUCUCUGGGUACAGACAACUAUUUGCGUUUGUGGGAUGGUAUGCUGGAAGAGGACUGGCUUGAAACUCGCAUGCAGAGUAGAGACGGCGAGUUCUGCAACUUUCGGGAGAUACGAGCUACGAUUGUGACUUGGAACGCCGGGGCUUCUGUUCCCCGGGACCUGGGCAAUAACAGGUUUAUCCAUGAAGCGAUUCACCCGGAAAAUCCUCCGGAGAUUUUGGUUUUUGGAUUCCAAGAAUUGGUAGACCUUGAGAACAAGAAAAUCACAGCUAAGAGCUUGCUUAUGGGAAGCAAGAAGCGCGAAAACAACGACAAGGAGCAUAUGAGCCGGCAGUACCGUGUCUGGCGAGAUCAUCUGAUGGCUUGCAUCAACGACGCAAUGCCUCUUGAAGAGUCGUAUACUCUUCUUCACACGGCGAACCUUGUGGGCUUGUUCACAUGCGUUUUUAUCAAGCAAAAGGAGCGCGACAGGGUUCGUCACGUCAGCGGCGCGGAGGUCAAGCGUGGAAUGGGGGGUCUGCAUGGGAACAAGGGCGCUUUGAUUCUACGGUUUAUCUUGGACGAUAGCUCCUUGUGUUUUAUCAAUUGCCAUCUGGCAGCUGGCCAAACGCAUACCGCACAUCGGAACAACGACGUCGCAGGCAUUCUCGAGGCGCAAUCUCUCCCACCCGAACCCAGUCUGACGGCGCGAGCCGACCUCUUUGUCAACGGCGGCGACGGUAGCAUGAUUCUCGACCACGAAAUCUGCGUGUUGAACGGAGAUCUCAACUACCGAAUCGACGCAAUGCCUCGGAACGUGGUAGUCGAGGCAGUGCGCCAGAACAACCUCCCCAAACUACUCGAGCGCGACCAACUCCUCGCGUCCAAGCGAAAGAAUCCAAACUUCCGCCUGCGCUCGUUCAACGAGGCCCCCAUCACGUUUGCGCCUACGUACAAGUAUGAUGUCAAUUCGGAUCAAUACGAUACCAGCGAGAAGAAACGGUCGCCGGCCUGGUGCGACAGGGUCAUGUAUCGGGGUAUGGGCAAGAUCAAGCAAAGCGAAUACCGACGCCACGAAGUACGCGCAUCCGACCACCGGCCGGUCAGCGCCUCUUUUAAGAUGCGAGUCAAGACUGUGCUGCCGCAGGAGAGGACGAGUGUCUGGGAGACGUGUCGAAAGGAGUUUUCCAAGGAAAAGAGGAGGCUGGCUUGUGAUUCGAGUAUUGAGUAUCUGGUCAAUGUGUUGGGCAUGGAGCGCGAAGAGGCACGCAGAGUCAUAACUUCCGGCGGUUCCUCCAAACCUGUCACGUUUUUGAAUUUUACAGGCAUAGGCAUGGGCGAGGGCCGAAGGCAAACUUCCAUCUUCGUCCUGGCAGACCACUCUCCCCAAGAUUCCCCUCCUUCUCUCGCCCCCGACCACCCCGAAACGCCCAACACCACUACUACCACUGGCUCGACUACCCUGUCUGCCGCGGUUGACCUCGAUACCCUAGACCAAACUCCGACUUCUUCUUCGUCGACUCCUGCCCAUCUGUCUUCUUCCCGCGAGCCCUCCGGAAUCCAAGCCAGUCAAAUUUCUCGUUCGAACGUUGAUCUAACAUCCUCGGCAGACACCGUCUCACAGUCCCGCCGCCGCCGCCGCCGUCGCCACUCCGACUUGUCUUCCUCGGAGCCAUCGGAUACUGCUAGUGGUCUGGACGACGGAAGCCGAGGGCUGCCUUCUUCUCGCGAGGAAAUUCAAUCUGCGGGCUCCCGCAGAAUCCAACUAUCCGGCCGAACCGACGGCCGACCGCCUUCUCCCAAGCGCAGGCGUUUGGCAAACAUGCGGUCCGAGGAUGCAUCAUCAACAAGAACAAACGGCCGGUUCGACACAUCAAACGGGCUGGCUAUGAGCCCUCGGGGCAAGGCCAGCAGAGCCGGGUCGCUGAACGGGAAAGCAUCCGCCCACCCCAACGGACAAACGGCGACCAACGGCUCGGUGAAAUCGCCCGUCUUGUCACCAACAUAUUUCGGCCACGACCGAGAGGAAGUUACCCGGAUUUUAAUACAGAGCUUGCACGAUCUGGGGUAUAGUGGUGCUGCGGCUUCUCUGUCGAGAGAAAGUGGCUAUGAGCUGGAAAGUCCAGCAGUGGCCGCCUUCCGUAGUGCCGUGCUGGAUGGGCAAUGGGCAGAGGCGGAACAUGUUCUGCUGGAAUCCUUUGACGUAAGCGACGCCGAUGAUGAGCCUUCACCGCCAGCAUGGGGGAAGCUUUCUCUCGCCGAAAGCGCCGACAGGAACGAAAUGCUCUUUCUUCUACGACAACAAAAGUUCUUGGAGUUCCUCGAGGCUCGAGAUCUAGGGGCUGCCUUGAUGGUUCUUCGCCAGGAACUCACGCCCUUGAACCACAAUAUCGCACAGCUCCAUGCUCUGUCAAGUUUAUUAAUGUGCCCCAUUGAACAUUUACAAGAGCAGGCUGGCUGGGACGGCUCAAUAGGGUCGUCCCGGGAAUUGCUCCUCUCAGAACUCUCCACUUUCAUAUCCCCCUCCGUGAUGAUCCCAGACCACCGUCUUGCCGUCCUUUUGGACCACGUGAAGCAAAAUCAGGUCAACCAAUGUGUCUACCACAACACUGCAUCUGUGCCUUCUCUGUAUUGCGAUCAUAUCUGUGACCGAAACGCAUUCCCGCGCCACACCACUGUCCAACUCACCAAGCACACUGACGAAGUUUGGUAUGUCGAAUUUUCGCAUGAUGGAACGAAACUUGCCACAGCAAGCAAGGACCACUCCGUUAUUAUAUACGACGCAACGGACAACUUUUCUAUUAUCCAUAGAUUGCUGGAGCACGAAAAACCCGUGGCCUACGCUACGUGGAGUCCGGACGAUUCGAAAUUGAUCACUUGCUCUCAAGACAAGAAGGCUAAAGUGUGGGAUGUUGAGACCGGUCGGUGUUUGUUGACCAUCGAACAGCAUUCCGAGCCCGUGACUGCAGCUGCGUGGGCUCCUGAUGGCGAAUCCUUUGUGACGGCUUCACUAGACUCCAAGGCGCAACUUUGCCAUUGGGGGAUGCGAAGCCAUCGACCAUUAUAUGUGUGGGCCGGGGGCUUUCGAGUACAAGACUGUGCCAUCACACCGGACGGCUCCCGAUUAAUUGCUGCUGAUGAGAUUGGAAAACUGCACGUGUACAAUUUUGAAACACAUGCCGAAGAGUACUGUCUUCCGCUGAGGAGUAAAGCCACGUCAGUAAGUGUCAGCAACGAUUCGAAACACAUCCUGAUCAACAUGGCCGAGGGUCAAAUCCACCUCGUCGACCUCGAAACAACCGAAAUAGUGCGUCGUUUCCGUGGCCAAAAACAGGGAGAAUUUGUAAUCCGAGGCGGAUUUGGCGGGGCUGCAGAGAACUUCGUCGUCAGUGGAAGUGAAGAUUCCCAUGUCUACAUUUGGCACAAGGAGAAUAGUACCCUUGUGGAAGUAUUGGAGGGGCAUACAAAAGGCUGUGUGAAUGCUGUCUCUUGGAACCCUACUAAUGCGAGCAUGUUUGCAUCUGCUGGUGACGACUGCAUCGUGCGAGUCUGGACUCGUGAAUCGCCUAGUGAAUCUAGCUUUGGGAAAAACAGGCUGUCCGCAUCGAACGGAUUCACCCGAACGAGCGCCCUUCGAUCGACGUCGGGUCUUUUUUAG